GUGCUCCAGUGACAGACUGGGAUCUGCUGGCUACUGGCUGACACAACAGAAAGUAAUCUCCCUCCACCAUGUAUCACCUGAGGGUGCCUGUGCUUCUACUCAUGCCGCUCGUGUUGCUGCGCUGCGUCACCGCCGCCCCGAGCUACAGGUACUUCAGUCCCAGCUCAUCCAGCGAGCGGGAAAGUGGUCUCCCAGACGGCUGGUUAGCUCCUGGGCUAAUCUCCAACUCUUUCCUCGGCCUCGUUGCUACACGACCGCAGAGGGGGCUCACAGCGACGAACAGCCACCACAUAGAGAAAAGAAAAUGCAACACAGCCACCUGCGUCACCCAAAGGCUAGCAGACUUCCUGGUCCGCUCCAGUAACACCAUCGGCACCGUCUACGCACCCACCAACGUGGGAUCCGGCACCUACGGCAAGAGGGAGCUCCUGCAGCCUCCCAGCUUCCUGCCUCUCUAG
Molecule: messenger RNA, 458 nt
Organism: Cyclopterus lumpus (lumpfish)
Lineage: Eukaryota; Metazoa; Chordata; Actinopteri; Perciformes; Cyclopteridae
Product: calcitonin gene-related peptide 2
Exons: 4
Coding region: 69-458 (129 amino acids)
Cellular component (GO): extracellular region
Molecular function (GO): hormone activity
Source: RefSeq, a predicted model, not a curated record